AUGAGUUCUGACGCUCAACCACGCUCACUUUCCGAUGCACUAUCUAGUCUACCUGCUGUAUAUGGUGGAGAUCUUAGAUCACUUAUCAGAACCAAGAUCAACAAUACUGGUGACUCAAUCCCGCUCUUGGUCGUCCUUGACGAUGAUCCAACAGGUACACAGACAUGUCACGAUAUCAAUGUGCUCACGCAGUGGGACGUGUCUCUACUGAGCUCAACAUUCACCUCUGAUUUGACAACCAAAACUCGCGGUUUCUUCAUCUUGACCAAUUCCCGCGCGCUUCAUCCUCCAGAAGCAAAAUCUCUCAUCGCGGAGAUAUGUAACAAUCUUCUUGCUGCGUCAAAAGCCACUGGCACAGACUUUGAGGUUGUCCUUCGUUCCGAUUCAACCUUGAGAGGACAUUUUCCGCUAGAGGCAGAAGUCUCAGAGUCUGCCCUGGAUCGCAAGGCAGACUGCUGGAUCUUGGCUCCGUUCUUCUUGCAAGGAGGUCGAUAUACCAUUGACGAUGUUCACUAUGUCGCGGAGGGUGAUAAGCUAGUACCAGCGGGACAGACUCCAUUCGCGCAGGACGCGAGCUUCGGCUAUAAGAGUUCAAAUUUACGUGAUUGGGUUGUGGAGAAAUCUCGGGGUUCUAUCAAUGCAAACAACGUCAAAGCUUUGUCGCUCACAGAUAUUCGAUCUGGAGGGCCCGAUGAAAUCUGUAAACAGUUGCUGUCCUUCUCAAAGGGCUCCGUGGUUGUUGUUAACGCUGCAGCGGAGGAGGACAUGGAUGUGGUCGUACUCGGUAUUUUGGAAGCAGCAAGCCGAGGACGGAGGUUUCUCUACAGAUCUGGAGCGGCUCUUGUGUCAGCACGAUUAGGCAUCAAGCCGAUACCACCCAAGUCAGCUGAUGCACUACAUCUUGACAAGAAUGUUGGUGGACUGAUUAUCGCCGGAUCAUAUGUGCCAAAAACAACCGCACAACUGAAAGCAUUACGUGAGAAAGCUGGAGAUAAAUUGACCACGAUCGAGCUCCAGGUCGACGAAUUGCUCGAGUCAGAAACUUCUGCCAACAGUGCCGUCUCCCAAGCUAUCCAUCAAGCUGAAGGUGAAAUUCAAAAGGGUCAAGAUGUCCUUGUGAUGACCUCUCGAAAAUUGAUUACUGGCAAGGAUGAACGUGAGAGUCUCAAUAUUGGUGGAGUGAUUGCUCGAAACUUAGUCCGGUUUUUGCAAGAACUGAAGACAAGGCCACGAUAUGUGAUUGCAAAAGGUGGGAUAACAUCGAGCGACAUGGCCACAAAAGGUCUUAAGAUGAGGCGCGCUACUGUUAUAGGUCAAGCUGCUCCUGGUGUACCUCUAUGGGAAUGCUUCGAGGACACAAGCAAAUGGGCUGGUAUACCUUACAUCGUGUUUCCAGGCAAUGUUGGUUCGGAGGAUACUCUCUUCGAAGUUGUACGAGGCUGGCAGGCUUGA
This is a messenger RNA of Lithohypha guttulata, 1452 nucleotides long. RefSeq lists its product as uncharacterized. NCBI's taxonomy places the organism in Eukaryota, Fungi, Ascomycota, Eurotiomycetes, Chaetothyriales, Trichomeriaceae. Bases 1 to 1452 code for a protein of 483 amino acids. The record is from RefSeq and is a predicted model, not a curated record. The transcript has a single exon.